CACACGAUUCUCGAUCUCGCGUUCGUCCCAUUGCGACUCGCCCGAGUGCCACGCGAGUGCCACGCGAGUAUCUCGCGUCCCAAGAUGCUACGGCGGCGAUCGCUUCUCCGUUGGCUCGUCCCGGCGUUCUUGGUCGUUCUCCUGGCGCUGUACGCCCUCGCUACCGGCGUGAGCCUGAUGCUGUCCCCGUCCGAGACGGGCAGCAAAUCCCUGGUGGAGGGGUAUCGGCUCGCCUGGCGAAACUUCAACUUGAACGAAAGGACCGACUCGCCCAACGUGAACCCUAAAAAUGGCAGUCUGCUGAACAAACUCAAAGCUGAAAGAAGUCUUGCGAGCAGUAAACCUACAAGUUCUAUUCUAGGGUCUUUGACGUUAGCACCAUCAACUGAUUCCAAGGAGGUCCGAGUGCUCUGUUGGAUCAUGACGUCACCCUCCUCAUUACGCCCCAAGGCGACUCACGUCAAACAAACGUGGGGUCCGCGCUGUGACGUCACCCUGUACAUGAGCACCCAGGCCGACCCGGAGUUCCCGGCUAUCGGCCUGGACGUGUCAGAGGGCCGCGACAACCUGUGGAACAAGACCCGGACGGCAUUCAGAUACGUCUACCGCCACCACUUCCAGGAUGCGGAUUGGUUCAUGAAGGCUGACGACGACACUUACGUCGUCGUGGAUAACCUCCGCUAUUUCCUGCGGGACAAGAACAGUAGUGCGCCGCUAUACUACGGGCACAACUUCACCCCGUACGUCAAGCAAGGCUACAUGAGCGGCGGGGCGGGCUACGUGCUGAGCAGGGAAGCCCUGAAGCGGUUCGCUGAGGCUGACAACUACCGGUGCAGCAAACAGGACUACAAGGCGGAGGAUGUAGGGAUGGGAUUCUGCAUGCAAUCCUUGGACGUGAUCGCAGGCGAUUCCAGGGACUCACUCAACAGGUCUCGCUUCCUACCUCUGUCCCUUGUAGACUUCGUAAACAAUCACUUACCGGACUGGUAUCACAAGUACAGGAAGUACGAAAUACCCCAGGGCCCGAGCUGUUGCUCCGACUACCUCAUCUCCUGCCACUACAUGACGUCUUACGAUAUGCAUCUCUUGGACUUUGUCGUCUACCAUCUACGCUCGGCCAACGACAACAAGCGACACGUCUACAAGAUCGGCAACAACCGAACGCUGCCCAUAUGACAAACACACCGACAACAUUUCUUUGAAAUCAGCAACGCUAGAAACAACUUCAGUUGGUGAAGUGGUUUUUCCAAGUCAGAGGCCAGGGGGACGUAAUAGCUUGGCACGUGCACGUGGUCAAAUCAGUCUGAAGGAAAAUGGAUUCUUUGCUCGUGUCUCGAGUGAAAGAGAGUCUGAUAUCGAACUGAAGCUUCGGCUACAUGGAUGGUCGGCCGACCAGCGUCGGA
This is a messenger RNA of Patiria miniata (bat star), 1403 nucleotides long. Its product is annotated as glycoprotein-N-acetylgalactosamine 3-beta-galactosyltransferase 1-like. The record is from RefSeq and is a predicted model, not a curated record. The transcript is spliced from 3 exons. NCBI's taxonomy places the organism in Eukaryota, Metazoa, Echinodermata, Asteroidea, Valvatida, Asterinidae. The coding region runs from base 85 to 1176 and encodes 363 amino acids. Gene Ontology annotation, cellular component: membrane. Gene Ontology annotation, molecular function: N-acetylgalactosaminide beta-1,3-galactosyltransferase activity.